CGAAAAUAAUAAGGCAUGAUUGAGGCGAGGCGCUGUCCACACCCAGCAGCCCCCAACUCACACACCUACGCAUAUAUAUACACCAAUAUAUACAGACCAAUUUACCGGAAAAAAAAAAUACAUACAAACGGAGCUGUGGAAAUGGGUACCACUUCUCAGGCGUAUUUAGAGAGCAGCAGAGUCAGAGAAACUAAGGCCUUGAUCGCAGAGCUCUGCCGCCAUUUCUACAAUCUCGGUUGGGUAUCUGGCACUGGUGGCAGCAUCACCAUUAAAGUUCAUGAUGAUUCUGUUCCCAAACCCGAACAGCUUGUUGUCAUGUCCCCCUCAGGCGUGCAGAAGGAAAGGAUGAUGGAGGAUGAUAUGUAUGUGUUGUCUCCCAGUGGGUCUGUGUUGUAUGAGCCGUUGGCUAAGCCGUGGCCGUAUAAGCCUCCUAAAUGUUCUGAUUGUGGCCCCCUGUUCAUGAAGGCAUAUGAAAUGCGUAAUGCUGGUGCCGUUAUCCACAGUCAUGGAAUGGAAUCUUGUCUUGUUACAAUGCUCAAUCCUUCAGCAAAAGAAUUUCGGAUCACCCAUAUGGAAAUGAUCAAAGGAAUUCAAGGUCAUGGUUACUAUGAUGACCUUGUUGUCCCAAUCAUAGAGAAUACUGCCCAUGAAAGAGAGCUCACUGAUUCUCUUGCUGAAGCAAUCAAAGCUUACCCUAAAACCACUGCUGUGCUUGUCCGGAAUCAUGGAAUAUACAUAUGGGGUGAUUCAUGGAUCAGUGCAAAAACACAGGCUGAAUGCUACCAUUAUCUUUUCGAUGCUGCCAUUAAACUUCAUCAGUUAGGAUUGGACUGGUCAACACCAUCUCAUGGUCCCAUUCAAAUUCCAAAUGGGGUUCCAGGCAACCAUCAUUACACUAAAAACUCUGCAAAAUCGGGGACUUUAAGUAAUGGCAUUGAACCAUCAAGACGCUGCAUUGUACUGGACAUUGAAGGAACUACUACUCCCAUAUCAUUUGUUUCGGAUGUUCUCUUUCCAUAUGCUCGUGAUAGUGUGGGGAAGCAUUUGGAACUGACAUAUGAUACAGCAGAGACUCAAGAUGAUGUUAAGUUGCUAAGAGCGCAAGUACAAGAAGAUCUGGAAAAUGGUGUUGUUGGGGCAGUUCCCAUCCCCUCAAAUGGAGAGAAACAGGACAUAAUUGCAGCUUUGGUUGCUAAUGUUGAGGCCAUGAUUAAAGCUGACAGGAAAAUUACUUCCUUGAAACAAUUGCAGGGUCAUAUAUGGCGAACUGGGUUCCAGAGGAAAGAGUUAGAGGGAGUGGUAUUUGAUGAUGUACCUGCUGCUCUGGAGAGGUGGCAUGCUCUCGGAGUUAAGGUUAUUCUCAGUUUCAACUUCGGAAGCAGAUUGGCACAGAGGCUCUUGUUCGGCAAUACAAAUUACGGGGACUUAAGGAAAUAUUUGUCAGGGUUUUUUGAUACUACCGUCGGGAACAAAAAAGAAAUGAAAAGCUACAUUGAGAUCACGGAGUCUCUGGGAGUAGACAACCCAUCCGAAAUUUUAUUUGUCACCGAUAUCUAUCAAGAAGCUACAGCAGCAAAAGCAGCAGGUCUACAAGUGAUAAUAUCCAUUCGCCCCGGGAACGGACCACUUCCUGAGAAUCAUGGCUUCCGGACAACUAAGUCAUUUCUGGAAAUUUAAUACCCCAAUGUAGUCCCGUGUAAACAGUUGGAGAACAAUAAUCAACAUGUAUUUGUUGAGGCAAACUUUUGUCCCACUCUAGUGCAUGGAUGAAUUUUAAAUAACUUUUCUUCUGUUGCUGCUUCCCAAAUCAUUCCAGACAGCCCGUUGUUCUCCGCUUUGCAUCCCGUAAGACUGUCCUUGAUUUCAAGUUUCAUGGGCUCUUACAUCAUUGGUGUUAUUUCUAGUAAAAUUACACGACCAAGAGAACAAAUUAUUAGGAAAAGUUGCUUUCGGGCCAUUUUCUCUGUUCUUGGUCAAACUUGUAAUCAUUCCUGCGUUUACUUAAUAAAUAUUUAGUCCUCUUAAUACUU
This is a messenger RNA of Sesamum indicum (sesame), 2030 nucleotides long. NCBI's taxonomy places the organism in Eukaryota, Viridiplantae, Streptophyta, Magnoliopsida, Lamiales, Pedaliaceae. The record is from RefSeq and is a predicted model, not a curated record.